AUGGAUGCCGGCGGCGGAGGGAGGGCUGCCGGAGUGACGGGAGGCGCGCUGGAGGAGGAAGAAGCUGCGAGUCGCAGGAGACCGCUAACGAGAAUCGUCAUCGAGGACUUUAGCGAGGGUGAAGGAGGGCGCCCGGAGGAGGCGAAGGAGGAAGAGGAGGAGGAGAGGAGUGGCGUCAGCGGUCAAGCGGCCGCCCGCGCUGGCGCUCGUGACGUGCUGCUCGGGGGCUCCGACCACAGCGGUGACCGCAGCGACGACGACAACGAUGACGACGAUCAUCGUAAAGGCGACUGCGACUCGGACGUCGAAUGUCUGAGCGCCGGCGUCGCUAUGGUGGCGCCACCCGGCGGCGGCGGUCAGGCGAUGACGGCACGGCGGGCGCACAGUCUGCAGGAGUCGCAUCUCGACUACGACGUCGCCACACCUGGCGACGGCGACGACGAACGCGACGCCGGCGCCUCCACGUCAAAGUGA
This is a messenger RNA of Priapulus caudatus, 474 nucleotides long. RefSeq lists its product as uncharacterized. Bases 1 to 474 code for a protein of 157 amino acids. NCBI's taxonomy places the organism in Eukaryota, Metazoa, Priapulida, Priapulimorpha, Priapulimorphida, Priapulidae. The record is from RefSeq and is a predicted model, not a curated record. The transcript has a single exon.